AUGUGCCAUCUGCAAGAUCCACCGUUUAACAUGGAAGCUCCCACGAAGAAAACCAGAAAAACCAAAAAUAGGACGGGAGAAGAAGUGGUUCAAUCCGUUCUAAAAACUCCAGAACCUCCAAUGACCGAGAAUACUGAACCUCUUACAAAAGAAUGGACAGCACCUCACUACACUACAGAUGAUAAAAUUCGGUUGCAGAAAUACCUCGACCCAGAACCUCAAAUGAUUGUCAAUAAACAACUUCCUUCCUAUGAGGAAUUGCAGCAAGCCUGUCGAGAUCUGUUCAAUGGUCCAAGUUCAAUGGAAACGCAACCAGACCUAGCUCCCGUGCAAAUCAUGGAAGAGGGUCAACAAGUGGAAUGGUGGCCUAUAGAAGGGGAAUUCGAUGUACCUAAUUUAGGAGAACUGACUUUGCAAGAAUAUCUGAUGGAUGCAAGCAAACCUUUGCAUACCAACUUUGUACUGACUGAACAAGGACUUGCCAUUUGUUAUACAUGCCCCGUGUACUUUGGCAAUGCAGACAGCAAGCAGACAGUGUUGAAUACCAUUUGUAACAGCAUUCAUCCCAAAAUCCAACAAGAAUGGGGAACCUUUGCAUGUCAUUGUGGAUUAGUGCCUAGACUCAAGCUGAGUCAAACACUAAGAAAUCCAAACAAAGUGUUCCCAUGCUGUCCUAAGGAGAGAGAAGCCAGGUGUAAUUACUUUCAGUGGAUUCACCAAGCACCUAAACCUGUGAAGGUCCCUAAAGCUUGUACACGCUCAGCUCUCAAGAAACGAAUGCAUGACAUGGUACAAGAAAGAUUACAGAAACGACCAAAAGUAGAAGAAGGAGGAUUUAAAUUUCCCUAAAAACACUUUGUUCUUGAUUGUUGUAAAAAAGUUUGUUGUUGUUUAAAAUUAAACAAUGUGAUCUCAGUCAAGCGUGUGUUUAUUUGUCUAACCCCCUUUGGGAUUCUUGCCCGAUCUUGCCCAAUACCCUAGGGACCUUAGGAGUCUUAUAAAAUUGGGGCAAUCUCUGGUCAAAUCACAAUGUCAGUCACCAUGACUUGUGAAAUGAGUAUAGAAGAAGAUCUUGCAAUGAUGAACGUCGAUUUUGGAGGUCCUGACGGUCCUUUAAACACUCAAUUUUUGCUCCCUUGUUUUGACGAAAAGAAACUCUGCCCAAGAUUUUAUGGAAAGAAUGCAGACAAACUGAAAGUAUAUGAUGCCUUAAAGAAAGACAUGCAUGCAGAAGUAAAAAGCCAAUGGGGAGAAUUGAAAUGUCAUUGCUCACGAAUUCCUAUCCUUCGCCUUAGUAAGACAUCCAGAAACCUGAAAAAAGUCUUCUUAACCUGUGGAACACCCGCUUCAGCUGAGACUCGCUGCAAAUAUUUUCAGUGGAUUCACACAUCCCUGUUUAUCGAUAAGAGACCCCUCCAUAAUCUCAAGUAUGCGACAAACCUGAGCAGAGCAGAAUGGAUGCGACAAGCGGAAGCGAAUGUUGAAACGUGGAAACAACGCAAUGGAUGGUACAACAAAAAAGAUGUCCAAACUCAAACUUCAUGUUUGAACCAGUUUGCUGAAUCAGCCAAAAAAUUUGCUGAAUCAGCCAAAAAACAAGAAGAACAAAGAAAAGUGCAAACAAAGUGUCCUUGGAAGAGCACUCCUCUGCCAAGCACCUUUCAGUCGAGUCCAUAGGUUUAAUUCUCGUGUGAAAGGAUGGCAUCAUCUUCCUCCAGCUGAUGCAAAUGUAGCCGAGUAUUUAGAAAAACAAAAAAGCCAAGGUCAUUCUCUGUCACCUGCGGAUGAAAAGUUCUUAAAUGCCUGCAUAGCAAGCAAAUAUGAUGAGUGGAAACCUCCUCCCGGGGCUGAAAAGUAUGAAAAGAACGAAGCAGCCAUCGCCAAAGCAGUGUAUGAGGACUGGUCUUUUGGUUAUUUGCCUGAAAAAGUGUGCAGUUUGGCUCCCUAUUGUCGCAACAGAAAGCAGAAGGGAUUGCCUUUAACACCCGUGGAGGAACGUUUUUUUGCUCAAUUGGUGAAUGUAUAUGCACCAGAAGAAACAGACAAGCAAAAACAAGAAAAAGAAGAGAUUUUUUCGAGAAUGUGAUGCAAACAAUGCAGAGAGAAGAAAAUGUGGAUUGCCUCCUUAUUCCUAUGAAACAUUUAGAACAUUUGGAACUGGAAUCUUUUGAGUGACUCUUUAAAGUUUGCAUCGCAUGGAAACAAGCAAUUACUAGUUCUGUCAAUUUUUAAAUAAAAGUGUUGAAAAGAAAUGUUAUGUGGUUGUUUUCUGGUUAGAGUUAGACCCUAGCGCCUUGGGAUUAGGGUUAGAGUUAGGGUUAGGGUUAAACCCUAGCCCCUUGCGAUUAGGGUUAGGGUUAAAAUGUUAAUUAGGUUAGGGUUAAACCCUAGCCCUUGAGAAUUAAACAUGUUCAAACAGGGGGAAUGAAAUGUGUUCUAAAAAUAGAAUAUAAAGACGUAUAAAAAUCGAUCAUUUGUUUUGAAAAGUAUUAAUUCAGUCAUGGGAAACCUUCAGUAUAGAAGUACGGUGUGGAUUUGUCGUCGUUUGUUAAACGACCUAUGCUCUGAAGACACUUGUCCUCCUAUCCCAAUGUUUCAAUGGAUGAUAAAUCAUAUCCAUACAACCUGGGGACAAUAUGCAGUGUACAUCACUUGGCUGCAUCGACACCAUCCAUCCGAAGGAAUCAAGGUGUUUGACUAUUUAAAGAAACAUCAUGCCAACAACACGUAUUCAUUUUGGUAUUUAGCAAGUCGCCCUUUAGUGUACUAUGUCAACGAAAUUAUCCGCUUCGUAUGUCGAUCCUACCGAGCCUGGAUCACUGGGAGGUGUUGCCAAAUUUGCCAAAGCACACAAGAUUCCCGUGUCCAAAGCCAAGAAGGAACUGCAAGAAGUACUGAGUUACACUCUGCACAAACCAAGCCAUCGGCGGUUUAAAACAUUACCCACCCUGGUGUUUAACAUCAACGAACAAUUUGUGAUGGACUUGGUAGUCAUGCAAAAACUAGCCAAAUACAACAAAGGGUACAAAUAUUUACUGACGGUGAUUGAUGUGCUCUCAAAAUUUGCCUGGGUAGAGCCGUUAAAGAGUAAAAGCGCAACAGCGAUGGUAGAAGCCUUACAAAGACUAUGGGCAAGAUUAGGAGAUCGUUUACCUCAAAAAGUACAGACGGAUUCAGGCGGUGAAUUUUAUAAUGUUAACGUGCAAUCCUUUUUUAAAAAACAGGGUGUGAAUCAUUUUUCUACGCAUGGAGAUCCUCACGGUUCCGUAGUGGAACGUUGGAAUCGAACUUUGAAAACGAACAUGUUUCGCUAUUUUACUGCGCAUAAUACGCUCAAGUAUAUUGAUGUGUUGCCUGCUUUAGUGAAAGCAUAUAAUCAUUCCUAUCAUCGUAGUAUUCAAGAAAAACCUGUCAAUGUCAACGAGUCCAACGAAACCGAAAUUUGGUAUCGUUUAUACGAUACGAAAAAAGACAACAAAGUGAAAAAACCGUAAUGUCAAGUAGGUGAUAAAGUAAGACUCAAUAAAAAAUUUCGUCCUUUUAAAAAAGGGUAUUUGCCUGGGUGGACCGAAGAAGUGUUUUUAGUGAAACAAAUCUAUACGACAAAACCAGUGGUAACGUAUAAACUCACGGAAUGGGACGGGUCUCCUAUAAAAGGAACAUUUUACGAACCCGAUCUGCAGAAAGUCAAUGUCGCAGACGAUUCAUUACUUCGUAUUGAUCAAGUGUUAAAGCGCAAAGGAAAACAAGUCUUUGUGUCUUGGAAGGGUUGGCCGAAAAAAUAUAACUCUUGGGUGUGGAAAAAAGAUUUGCAAGUGUUAUGAAGAGUUUUCGAUUAACCUUGAUAAGUGACCCCACGGAUGAACAUCCCCAAAACCAAAAUAAUAAUUUUAAAGUGCGUUUACCGGUGCGACUCAAUUUAGAAGGCAAUACCUGGCAAGCCAGUUUGUGGAGUGUCUCGGUCCCUGAUGUAGGACAUAGUUCUGCGGUCAUUCACAGUAAUAGUGACACCAAGAUACUCAACUAUCGCUACACCUUGACCAAGCGUCAUGCUGUGGCCAGAGAUUGGUUUAUUAACUUUGAGCCCAAAGACAAAACUGUGACUUUCAAAGAUGUCAUGCGUAGUUCGUAUCCUGUCUAUUCAGGUCAUCAAUUAUGGCAGAAUAUUAUGACCCAUAUGGAACAAACCAUCAUGGAAGAUGUAAAGUCAACCUUCGACACUUGGAAAACAAUCAAAGGUAAUACAGGCACUGUUUCCCUGAAAUCUACUUGGAAACCCACCUUUGAAUGGAACGAAAACACCCUCGUGUUGAAAAAAGUAUCCCGUGAAGAUGCGUUUGCUCGUGACAGACAGCUAAAAAUUCACCCCCUUUCCUCUGUAGGGAUACAUUCAAUACAUUGUUCAAAGACAAAAACAACCAAUACCAAUUAGGACCCAAUUUAGACUUUGUCUUACCCACAACCACUUAUACGACAUCCACUCCACCCGUCAAAAGCAAUGAUAAGUACCAAUGGCUAGGAGAGCAUUUUGUGAGCAUUAGUCCAUCAGACUUAUUAGGAGGAAACUCGUUAUUCAAAGUCAAACAAGAGAAUGGUCAAUCGUAUCUGUAUCUCACGCGUACUGUGGAUUGGCAUUUUCAAAAUCUGAAUGUCCUGUUUAAUACGCAUGUGGGAACCGUAAAACAAACAGUCAUGAUUUAUUGCGAUGCUGUAGAAUCCACCAUUGUAGGAUCACAACGACAUUUGCUGUUAAGAAAAGUGGAAUUAGAAAGAAAAGGAGAAGGGAGAGCGACCAUAAAACCUUACCAUCGUGAAUGGAUUCGAGUUCGAAAUCAACACAUUGAAAGCAUUGAAGUGUCGUUGGCUACACCAGAUGGUUCCCUGUUGGUCUUAUCCCCAGGCAAAACCAUCAUUACCCUUGGUUUUCAACAAGUAUAAAAGAGACCCUGUAUUAUGGAAACAUCACAACUACAACAAACAACAUGUUGGGAGGAUCACUGACGCGCUAUCAUACCCCCACUAUGCACGGGAGUGGUUUUAUGCAAGAAUUGGUAAAAUUAGCGGGACCAAGUGUAGUCAGCCUCCGAAGCCUUAAAAGGUUCAGGAGAAGUUUUAAAAAGAGGACUCAAACGUAAAAUACCAGCGGCUAUUGGUCUGGCUGUGAAAAGCAAAGCCAAACAAAGCUAUAAAAAGAAACGACAGCAUGUGAAAGACAUUUUAGGGGUGUAAACCAUGAGACAAGGACAGAAAUCACAAUCUCGCAUAAGACAUCAACGACCUGUAGGUCGUUACCAUUCACCUUAUCAACGGGAAGGCACUAUUUUUCGAGAUCCUCCCAACCCAUGGGGAUUCACUAAUUAUAAACGGUAUGAAAUAGAUCCAUGGAUUCUCAGAAGAAUAAGAAAACAAAAAGGAGGGAAAAUGCAUCCAGUUAUCUACCCUUGGAAAAACAAAGGACGGAAACGUAUAAAUAGACGACGCAAACGGCGUUAAGUUAUCAGUCCGUCAACAUGUCGCUGAAUCUGUUUGACAUUCCCGACAUUGACUAUAGCUAUGAAGCCAAACGGUGGAUUCCUUUCAAACCAGCCAAUACUGGAACACGACCUAUUCUUUUUACUGUACCAGCAGGGGAUGAUUAUAAUGAUUUAAAUGAAACCAAGCUAGAAAUCAAAGUGCGACUGAACACUGCAGGGACACAAGGUAUUUCUAGUGCAGAGGGCGCGCCUUCGGAUGCUAAUAAUACCAAAUUUGUCUAUUGCGUCAACAAUUUUGGUCAUUCUCUCUUUAAUCAAAUGAAUGUGUCUUUCAAUGGAGUGUUGAUGACAGAAAAAAGCAAUGCCUAUCACCAGAAAGCUUACCUAGAAACCCUACAGAAUUUUAAUCGUCAAGAAGGAGAGGCGACUUUGGCUGCUCAAGGAUGGGUGAAUGAGCUCAAUGUCAAGGAAGAAUUAACUCCUACCAAUGCGACCAAUGAUGAUGAACCUAACCCAGCAGCAUGGAGGGGAAAAACAGGCUUGAAAGCACUCACCAGUCGCUUACUCGGCAAAGCGUAUCAUACCUUUAUCAUCAAACCUCACAUCGCGGUGUUCAGAAAAGGCAAAUGUUUGGUACCUAAUGUACAGAUUGAUUUGGAAUUGUAUUUGAAUGACAGCAACAUGUUUCUGUUUGGCACCCCAGACACAACUACGACAGUCAACAAAAAGAUUCCAACACUGGGUGACAAUGAUUUGUUUGUCACACUCUGGAUGAAAAAAGUCACUCUCAAUGCCUCUGUGUAUUCCAGGCUACAAAAAGAAAGAAGUUUGAGUAAAACCAAAAAAGUCCGCUACCCUGUAGUUCGAAGUGAAAUCCGAACGUAUUCGUUCGAUGGAAACAGCACUCGUUGGUCUCAGGACAAUGUCUUCUUGAACAAGGUUCCCGUCAAAGUCAUUAUCGGACUCAUGAAUUCCACUAAUUACAAUGGAAGUCUGAAGUAUUACCCUUAUGCCUAUGAAAAGUUUGGCGUCACCAGAGUUCGACAACGAAUUGACGGAGAAGAAUACCCUUACAGAGCCUUGGAACUAACAGGCAAUUCCAAAGCCGAAGAUUUAGUAGGUUAUGAUCGCUUCCUCACAGCGUCAGGCGCUUACAAGCACCACAGGGUACCCAUGCUGCUCCCAAGCGACUGGGGACAAGGCAACAAUUGUACCUUGUUCAUGUUUAACAAUGCUCCUGGCGAUGCCGAUGAUCCUAGCUACAGAAAUCCUAAACUCACAGGGAAUGUCAGUUAUGAAAUUGACUUCAGAGCCAAUGUUGGUCACAAUGUGACCGUGGUCAUUUGGAGUGAGUAUGAAAAUGUCUAUGAAAUAGACCAGUGGGGAGGCAUUCUUUAUUCCAUUAACAGCUAG
Molecule: messenger RNA, 6887 nt
Organism: Porites lobata
Lineage: Eukaryota; Metazoa; Cnidaria; Anthozoa; Scleractinia; Poritidae
Source: the annotation of a GenBank genome assembly